UCGGUUCUACAGCGGUGCCACUACGCAGCCAGACUGCGGACCGUCAGGGUUCAGGUCCGAGUUUUCGCGGCGAGCUCCAACCGCGCAACGUGCACGACCACGCUGCCAAGCAAGGACAGCACGAGGAAAAGAGUGGAUUGCCUGCCUUCUCCGAGACACCCAAUCCGCAGCAAGAUUUGGAUUGUCGCUCGCAGUGUCGAUCGUGGAAGGAGGACAAAUUUUACUCCGAAUUGGAAGAGAAAUUGGAGCUAAAAGAUAAUCGGAGAAGGUCGAGUUGACGCCUACUUCGGAAGCAUCGCAUUUCGCGACGUGCCGCUAAAUAAAUAGUGUUUGUGAAAUUAUCUAGUGAUCGAGAAGUUUGAACGUGCAGUUGCGUGCGCCGAUUUAUCCGGCCUAUCAGCACGUGGCCCAUAAAGGUGGGAUUUUUUCGGUCUGCGCUACGCGGACAGUUGAGCGCAGUGAACUUUGUGACAAUUGGCCAGUGAAACGUGUGAUUGAAGCAUUCCCAGUUAGUUAGUAAACUCAAAGAGUUAACUUUCUUAACAAUCGCGUCAUUUCAUCAUCAGCUGUUUCAAAUCAGGUGAUUGCAACGAUUGCUCCGAUUUACUCCGCACUUAUCAAACAUAAAUUAGGAGUAUAUGCAAAUGAGUUAAAGUAUGCGUUGAAUGCAUACGGAAUAGGUGAAUAAAAUUAAUUGUAAGAAAUCCAGGGGAAUUUUGACACAAGGAGUUGAGAUUAAUCUACCAGCUCUGUCAAGACAUACGCAUUCUUCAGUAACGCGAGUCAUUCGCUAGUCAGCGUUGUCACUGAACAAAAGAAAGCGAUGAGACAAGAACUCCGACUAUAAUAAGUUUCUAAUUAUUGCGACGAGUGUGCUAAUAAUUACGAUACGCGGACGUUCAUCGCGUGAACACAUCGGUGUUUUUCAACGCGAAAUUAUAUGUUACGGACAAUAACUACAGAGUACAUGGCUUGACGUGCACAAAUAAAAUAAUUAAAACAACAUUACACGUAAAGUGUGCUAUUUACCGAUUAUCUGCGGGGUGACGCAGUGGAACAUUGUCGAGCAUCAAACCGUAAGUUAUUAUUCCGAGAUACUCCGAUCACCUGAAACAUCCAGAAACGGCUCGAAGACAUCUCGCCUUCCACAACUUGUCAUCAAUUGUUCAAGCGGAUACAAGAGGAGAUUGAAUCGACCAAAGCAGCAUUUUAUCAAGUUGUGGACAAUUAUCUGUUUGCUUCUUAAUCGCCCCUAAUUAGUCGCAAUUAUCCGCUAAUUAAGUAGGCUGAUGUCACUGAUGUAAAUCGUUCGCCGCCUCUUGCCGCUUCUUACGCUAUCACGAACUAUUAAUAUUCGCCUAAGGAAAAUUACCGAGAGAUCGGCAAGAGAAACUGUAGAAGGAAAUCUUUGGAGAGAAUUUGAAACGUGCUGUGCCUUGGUAUAAGCGUAGUAUCGAAGAGGAGGAAUAGACAUUAGGCUGCCGUUGAUCGGUGCAAGAUUCCGCGACGGAAUUGCACCGUGGCGAAGAUAAAUAAUCGCCGCUAGAUAAACCCGCGUCAGGACGACGUCCCAAAUACAUCAGUCACAGAUCGCCUCAGAUUACGAGUCCCCGGGAUGCAAGGCUGACAUGGCGGAGGGUUCGGCCGAGGAGGAACAGAGCAGUACCGCUGCGCCCGCUUCCCCGCCAGCUGAUCUUCGCACUCUGAACACCCAAUUGUCGCCGCCUUAUCACCACCAGCCCCAUCUCCAGCCUCGUCUUCAGCAUCUGCAGCAUUCCAACAUGCUGGCGACCGCCGUACCGCCCCGGCACAGCCACAGUAUGCUGUCUCAUCAGGUGAAAGCGGAGGCAGACCUGGACGGCCCCUGCGAUGUGCCAUUGAAUCUCAAGAGCGAGGAUAGCGAUAGGAGUAGCACUGGAAGUCCCGAACCAGCGACAGGUGGUGGUGCACUUCACGAACAUCAAAUGAUGAUAGACGACAUGAAGAAUUCACGAAAGAGACGACGGAGUCCAUCACCUGAAAAUCUCCAUCAAGCGAAACGUGCGGCGGUUGCACAAGCUCAUCUAAACGGAACGAUGGCUGGCAUGGUGACACUUCAGAAUCUCCAGAACUUAGCGAAUUUGCAAAAUCUUCCACAAGUUGCGUCACUGGCCGCUGGUCUUCAAGGGAUGACGGGAUUAACUAAUAAUCAAUUAAUUAAUACUCCCUUGAAUCUGACUGUCAGUUCGUCAGGUGGAACGGUACCAACAGCUUCGAGUACGACGGCGGGUUCCCACCUUCUGCCACCUAGCUCAGCUCCAAUGGCGACGUUACCUCAGCUAUUAUCUCAACCGCAACCGGUUGCGAUGCCUCAAUUCAUCCUAACGUCCGGUCAAUUGGUUCAGGGCAUUCAAGGGGCUCAGCUUCUUAUCCCCACUUCGCAAGGAAUCGCUACGCAAACUAUCUUGACCAUACCGGUUAGCCACGUCACGAACAAUCAAAUGGUAAACUUGGCGCUCAGUAAUGGACAAGUAGUUUCUACGACACUGGCGAACCUUCAGUCUCUAGCUCAACCGCAAAACAUGCUUAACACGCCUACGAGCAACGUUCCCACGAGCCCCAGCCUGGCGUCGGGAUUAGGACUGAACCCUGCUGCUUUGCCGCAUCUUCUGAGCAAUAGCUCGGCGAGCCAACAACUUCUGAACGCGAUGCAGCCUCAGCAACUGCUUCAGGCUGCCCAAGCGGCACAAGCACAAGCGGCGCAAGCUGUACAGGCCGUUCAGGCUUCUCAGCAACCACUUUUAACGACAUCGCCUCAACAGCAUAGCCACCGACACACCUCACAUAUGAAUCAUUAUACACCAACGGAAAAACAUCACAGGGAACGACCGGAGCAGUCAUCGCCUUUGAACGAAUCUGUCGUGUCCGCCGCAUCCGCUUUGAAUAGAUUGGCCGCCAGCAACGGCGAGAUUACUAUUACGACAACGCAUGGACCAGGCGGUGUUGGAGUAAAGGCUUCCCCGAGCAAUAUGCAUAGCCCGAAGGAAGAGGAGGAUGAUCUUCUGAACGAUUCACCGAACCAGCCAACGAUCAAUGAGGCCACUAAUAACGUGGUUGAUGGGAUCAAUUUGGACGAGAUCAAGGAGUUCGCGAAGGUCUUCAAGCUACGCAGACUGUCUCUGGGUCUGACACAGACUCAGGUCGGGCAGGCCCUCAGUGUCACCGAAGGGCCCGCAUACAGUCAAAGUGCCAUAUGCAGUGCCCUGGCUACCCAGAUGUACGCUGCCUCGCAGAUUGCCUCUCAGCAGCAAGCUACAUUCGAAAAGCUGGACAUUACGCCGAAAAGCGCGCAGAAAAUUAAGCCGGUCCUCGAGAGGUGGAUGAAGGAGGCAGAAGAGAGUGCAUCUGAUUCCAGGUACAAGAGCGGCGUUAAUCAUCUGACGGACUUCAUCGGGGUCGAACCAAGCAAGAAGCGAAAACGACGGACAUCCUUUACGCCUCAAGCUUUGGAACUGCUGAACGCACAUUUUGACAGAAACACUCAUCCCACCGGUAACGAAAUCACGACUUUAGCGCACCGACUAGGAUACGAUAGGGAGGUGAUAAGAAUCUGGUUCUGUAAUAAAAGGCAAGCUUUGAAGAACACGGUGAGGAUGAUGUCGAAGGGCGUUGUAUAGGGAAGGACUACAUCUACCGAUCAACCGAGCAACAUAUGAGAAAAGCUUCAAGCUGAAGCGAGCGAUGAGAAACACGUUCCGUGAAAUUUUUCAAAUAUCGCGUUUCUUCUAGUAAUAUAAAUAAAUUGAAUCGCACGUGAGAGAACGACUUUCCGUGGCACAUUACGGAACUGAAGAGAAAAAGCAUUUACCGAAGAAAGAUCAUAGUUGUCAAAUUCGAUCCGACACGGAAAGAUCGUUCUAGAUCGAGGCGAGAUCCUUCGAAUAUUGUGAUCGCAGGUGUAUACGACAUCUAUAUGUAAAUAGCUUUAAUCUACGAAUAUGUGAUGUAUACAUGAGUCGAAUAUCGAAAACUGAUAAUCUAAAAUCGUUGUCUCUCAUUUGGUACCAAUCCGUCGCGCGCUUCCAAUUUUCAUAGAUAUAUAUCCAGAGAACACACUUUGACUAACUGAUCCAGUUUCGAACAAACAAGUUAUUGACAAUUGGUAAGCAUCAACGAAUCGAGUAACAAAGAAUUCCUCGACGAUCAAAAUUACGUGAAAAGUUUAUCGAGCAACGAUAGAAAAGUCGCUUCCAUACGUCUUAAUUAAUUAAUUGCUUGAAUGUGACACAUCGGGACAUGUAUGUUUCUCGAAACUAAUCCAUCAAAAUCGGGCGGAAAGGUAUGUAAGUCGUCGCGCAGAUAUAUAAUGAAUAAAAAUAUAACUAUACCUUUUCAAAACGGUUAUUUACGAGAAAGCGGCGAACAUUUUAACAGCUACGUGCAAUCAAUACAUAAUCAAAUGGCAUAACAAUCGAGAAUGCACUCAAAAUCGAAACACUCGAUGGGUGGUAAUCUUUUGCGCGCAAUAAGAACUGUAACUGAAUUCGAGAACCGAAUCUUCAAGAAAAUUAAUUACAUCCGAUCUUGAAAUAUCGUUGUCGCUCGUUGAGUUGCGUAAAUAAAAAUAUCGCUUAAAUAAUAAAUACAAAAUCUCAUCGCCUCUCUCUAUUGAUUAUAUAAUAUCAAAUCCCUUACAUACAUACACAAUUAAAACGAGCAAUAAUAAUAUUUCUGUUAUAAUUUCGGUAACAGAUCGGUGAAGAGUUUUUAGUGCGCGCGAGAUUUGUAAAUUACACGUGUAUCUAGAAAAAUCAAUGAAAUUCCUUUAGUGACUAAAUAACGCAAUAACGUCUUUGAAAGUAUGCUAUAAACGAUUAUAUACCACACGCCGCUCCUGAAGUUGUAUUUGUUAGUCCUGUAGGAAAGAGACGGUUAGGGACAGACGAGAUUCGAGUUUCUGCAAAACUAGUCCGUAAUAAUCUGCCAUAUAAGACGUAUACGUGUUAAACGAGCACGCAUCCUUCGUUCCUAUACAUAUAUGCUUAUUCGCUGAAUAACGAUGAAAGCUCGGAUGAAACUUGGAUUUUACUAGAGCUCGAUUCCGAUCUGCGGGAUAAUCGACGAACAUAAUUCUUCGAUUACGAAAAACGCUUCCGUGUAUUGUUCCAUAUUUCUAUCUUGAUUUUAUAAAUCGUAUUUAUAAUCACGCGAAAGAAAGAAAAGCUCUGAUGGCAGUCAAAUAUAAUAUUCUAUUCGUAUAUUCUUUCGCGAAUGUAGAUUCGUAUUGCGACAAAUACUACAGAUGCGUGAUUUUUUUGAAAUCGAAGAAUUAUUUAUGCAUUAUUACUGUGUCCCUUUUAACAAAGAGAAAAAUUAUAACAAUAAAUAAAUAUAUAAAUGGCCAUGUAAAAUCGCCCACACAUCAUAACUAUUAGACGAUUGAUUUGCAUGCGUCAUACGAACGCAUUAUGUCGUGACGCAGUCAUUUAGCAACAAGCGAUCGACAACCCGCAGUCGUAUUUCCGCGUAAAAGGAUAUUUAAAUAAAGCCCAUAAAGUACGGUUUUCUUAAUAUUUAGCAGACAAGUACGUUUAAUGGGUAAGAUUGUGCAUAAAAUGUACUUCAUCUUCUUUAUAUAAUGGGCUAUUCGCUACGAUAAUAUCGUGAAAUCUUUAACAUGAUGCGUAGCUAGGGGCGCAAGGGGUAGCCUGUACAUAUUACGAUACACAUAUUGUAAUAUUAUAUAAUUAACUUUUAUUAUAUCAUAGCUAUUAUAAAUAGCUGAAUUCAUGCAAAGAAAAUUUACAUGGUUAAAAAAUAAUAAAUUUCUAAAAAUAAAACAUAUUUUAAGGUUUUACUUUUAAGAGCCUGAGAUGAGCAAAGUGAUCUGUUCCUAAAAUAAUUGUAUUAUACGAAUAAAAGAGAGGAUGAGAGAGAAAGACACGAGUGAGGGUCGGAAAGAUAUACGAAGUAAAACUCAAAAUUCAAAAUUUUUAUUAGUGGGGAUGUGUAUGUUAUCCUUUUUGAUAAAAAAAUGUUUGUACAGAAAUAUUCCGGUUAUUAAAUUUUGUUAUACGAGAAAGAGAGAAAGAAAGAAUGAAAGGAGGAGAAAGAGAAAAGAAAAAAAGAAAUGAGAAAAAGAGCAGAGCGUCAAAAGACGCGCGAUAGUGAUAAAAAUAAAAACGCGAAAACAGUUUAAGAAUCAUGUGUAUUUUCUUCGUGAAAUUGAAAUAUUCGAAUAGAUCCUUAUGAAAAUAUAAACAUGAGUAUUACAAAAAACAUGUGAAUUGUAUUCGUGAAUGUCAUAUUUCUAAGGAAGAUAGAUCCACGGGCAAAUGUUUUAUAGCAGUUUCCAGCUGAAUUUUUGCUCGCUUUAUCUGGUGAUUUUUAUAAAAUAGAAAAAAAAUAAGAACGGAUAACCCUGCGUCACAUAACCGAAUAAUAAAGAAAAAAUAAACAUCCCUAAAAAACUAAAACCAUGUCGCGUCAUAAAGUAAAAAAAAAUCACAAAUCAAUAAGAGGAAACUGCUCCUGAAACAUUGCCCAGCGAAACCAAAGUUCCUACUACGUUUUAUAAAGUAUAUAACUGAACUGCAGAACACUUGAAUUGUAAAUACGAUGGACGCAAAGUUAAGCUAAUAAUCACGAUACAAUCAGCAAUUUAACGAUGCUAAAAAUACGACUCGCCGAUCAAUUGAUUCGACAUUGCCACUGUCGGAGAACAUCGAUCGACCUUAUUAUGGAAAGAAAAUCACGCAAUUCGGUAAGCCGCUUUCGCUGAAGGCGGGAAUCAAUUGAUUUUGGCAACGAAAUAAGCACACAGUCGGCAAUUAAGCACAUAAGUAUACAAUUAAACUAAGCAGCCGUAGCUCUAGCUUGAAUGUUAGCACCUAGGCACACGAUGUAACAUUAAAUUACGUAUUUAAAUGAAGGACAAGAAUCUUAGCCGUUAAGCGAAUACCUGUGUAAAAUUUAGUAGGUGUCCACAAAAAUAUAAAAUAAAAACAUAUAUUGUGGUACAAAUAAUAAAAAAUCGCACCUAUUGCUUUUCGCGAUUAAAAUUUCGUUUGAUUUUUACAUAAAUAAUUUCAA
This is a messenger RNA of Camponotus floridanus (Florida carpenter ant), 7071 nucleotides long. It is a transcript of the gene pdm3, whose product is annotated as POU domain, class 6, transcription factor 1. NCBI's taxonomy places the organism in Eukaryota, Metazoa, Arthropoda, Insecta, Hymenoptera, Formicidae. The transcript is spliced from 13 exons. Gene Ontology annotation, molecular function: DNA-binding transcription factor activity, RNA polymerase II-specific; RNA polymerase II cis-regulatory region sequence-specific DNA binding. The coding region runs from base 1629 to 3656 and encodes 675 amino acids. Gene Ontology annotation, biological process: regulation of transcription by RNA polymerase II. The record is from RefSeq and is a predicted model, not a curated record.